CAAAAGGGGCGGCCGGCGCUGCAUGGGGGCGGCCGCGCGCCCUGCCCGCUCCGCUCCGCGCCCCGCUCCGCUCGCUCCGCGCCAACAUGUCGGGCAGCGGCGGCGGCGGCAACAGCAGCAGCGCUGUGAAGAAGAGGAGCCCGGCCGGCUCGGCCUCCUCGCUGGCUCAGGAGGAGGAGAAGCAGGCGAUGGAGAAGAUGCUGGAAGCGGCGGGCGGUGGGGCGCAGGAGAACGGCUGCGCCCGCUCGCCCUCGCUCUGCGCCCCGUCUGAGGGGGAAGGGGUGACCCUGCAGCGCUCCAUCACGCUGCUCAACGGCGUGGCCAUCAUCGUGGGCACCAUCAUCGGCUCCGGCAUCUUCGUCACCCCCACCGGUGUGCUGCGGGAGGCCGGCUCGCCGGGGCUGUCGCUGGUGGUGUGGGCCGUCUGCGGGCUCUUCUCCAUCGUGGGUGCCCUCUGCUACGCCGAGCUGGGCACCACCAUCACCAAAUCCGGCGGGGACUACGCCUACAUGCUGGAGGUGUACGGCUCCCUGCCCGCCUUCCUCAAGCUCUGGAUAGAGCUGCUCAUCAUCCGGCCCUCCUCGCAGUACAUCGUGGCUCUGGUCUUUGCCACCUACCUGCUCAAGCCCAUCUUCCCCACCUGCCCGGUGCCUGAUGAGGCUGCCAAGCUGGUGGCCUGCCUCUGUGUCCUGCUCCUCACAGCUGUGAACUGUUACAGUGUGAAAGCUGCUACUCGUGUUCAGGAUGCCUUUGCUGCAGCAAAGCUGCUGGCCCUGGCUCUGAUCAUCAUUCUUGGCUUCGUGCAGCUUGCAAAGGGUGAUGUGUCAAGCCUGGCUCCUGAGCACUCCUUCGAGGGCACAAAAGUAGGCGUGGGGAACACUGUGUUGGCUUUGUACAGCGGUCUCUUUGCCUAUGGAGGAUGGAAUUACUUGAAUUUUGUUACAGAAGAGAUGAUAAAUCCCUACAGAAACCUGCCUCUGGCCAUCAUUAUCUCACUGCCUGUAGUCACUUUGGUUUAUGUGCUGACAAACUUGGCUUACUUCACAACCCUGACGAAGGAGCAGAUGCUGAUGUCCGAAGCCGUGGCUGUGGAUUUUGGGAACUAUCACCUUGGUGUCAUGUCCUGGAUGAUUCCUGUCUUUGUUGGCUUGUCAUGCUUUGGAUCUGUCAAUGGGUCUCUCUUCACUUCUUCCCGGCUGUUCUUUGUGGGAUCCCGAGAAGGACACUUGCCUUCAAUCCUGUCGAUGAUUCACCCCAGGCUUCUUACUCCUGUGCCCUCCCUCAUCUUCACGUGUGUUAUGACCCUGCUCUAUGCCUUCUCCAAUGACAUUUUCUCAGUCAUCAACUUCUUCAGCUUCUUCAACUGGCUGUGUGUGGCUCUGGCCAUCAUCGGCAUGAUGUGGCUGCGUUACAAGAAGCCAGAGCUGGAAAGGCCCAUCAAGGUGAACAUCUGCCUGCCCAUUUUCUUCAUCCUGGCCUGCUUGUUCCUCAUUGCUGUUUCCUUCUGGAUGACACCAAAGGAAUGUGCAAUUGGCUUUGUAAUCAUCUUCAGCGGGAUCCCUGUUUACCUCUUUGGAGUCUGGUGGCAAAACAAGCCCAAGUGGGUUCUCCAAGGCAUCUUCUCUGCCACAGUCCUGUGCCAGAAGCUGAUGGAAGUGGUUCCACAAGAAUCAUAAGCAGGAAGAGCAGAGACACUGAGCUCGAGGAAACGCACAAUAUUAUUUUAAGACGACACAAGGAGAAAAUGCUUCUGACCCCUCGUUAAUAAAACCUGGAGCACCCCAUGGGAGCUGCUGCCUGUCUUGACACCAUGUCCUUGGCUCUGCCUUGUCUCCUCCAGCUCUCCCAUCACCACCCCUGAGCCUGGCAGACAAGCAGCUCUGCAGUGAGAAGUUCUUGGUGUGACCGUGGGCCAGGAGGAGGAAUUCCUGCCAGCAGCUUUAAAGGGGUCCAGCCUGUCCGGCAGCAGCAAGUCUGACCAGCAUCUGUGUGUGUGUGACACUGAGGGCUGCACUUCAGGUCUCUGUAGGCUUUUUUUUUUUGUUUGGGUCUGGGAUCCUCCAGACAAUGUCAAUCUGCGUUGCCAGCCACGCCUGGGGCUCUCACAGAGCCAUAGGGUGGUCCUGAGCCUGGCACACCUGUCUUACCUGUCAAGGAGGGAUGGGUGGGAAGCAGAGGUUGGCUGAUGUUGGCUCCCACGCUCACACACACACACACUCAUACCAAAAUAUGUGCUGCUGGAGGCUUUGGGCUCUGUCCACUGGCAGUGAUUUGGGUGAGACAAAGCAGAGCAGAAUUAGUGUCAGAGAAAUGGUCUGGGGAGGCCUUGUCUGACUCCCUGUGUUCCUGACAAGAGCACUCGGGGUUCCCUGCCACUUCCUGGCUUUUAACUCUCAGAUCCAAACCAUCUCCCUGCUAUUGAGCCUGUCCUCUGGGAUGCUCUUCACCAGAACACCCAUCCUGUGGCCCUGGGAAUUGGCACUGGGGCAGGUGCAGGCCUGAGUGUGGAGUUCCUCCUGAUAAACCCAGAGAAUUGCAAUUAGCAGAAAGCCAAGUCCUUGGCUUGCUAGCCCCAUGUUUUCCUGUAGAUAGGCUGUCAUUCAGCAUGGGAUGAGCAACAUGCUCUCCAAAUGGCCCUGCUCAUUUCCCCUAAACCAUUUGCAAAGAAUAAUUAAGAGUAGGUUUCCUUUGGCUCUUCCCUGGGCUCUGGCUGGGCACUGCCUGUCACCGUGCCCUUUGUUAUGCUGUGUCUCUUCUAGAAUGUGCAGUGGAGAUGGGACCAACUGGGUCUGGUGGUGUAGAAGGGGGCACAUGUCCCCAAAAGGCUGGAGCCUGGCUUUGAUCUCAGUCUGCUGUAGAUGGUCUGGUUUGCUCUAAGAAGCAGGGACUGAGGGCCUGGUCCUCCUUUGAGCAGAACUGCAGCAUCAGGUUUGGCUUGGUAAGAUGCCCCCACCAACAUCCUCCUGUUCAGGGAGGGAUCUUUGAGCACAAACCACCAUCCACACGUGAAGUCUUGUUCUGCUGUUGUGGGUAGUGCAGUCACAUCCCCUGAGCCCACCCAGAAUUCCUCUAGUUCCUGGGUAGUCAAAACUGUCCUCCUAAGAACAUGUUGCUCUACUUGGUCAAAAGCAUCACCCUUUCAGCAAAACAGCAGCUGCUGAACAAUUUGCUCAUUGUGCCUCUGUGCUCAAGGUGAUAGUGGGAAAUCAAAAGCAUCUUGUGAGCUGCUUCAGUCUCUGUGACAAAUCUUUGUGCUUGUGCUUUGUGCAAAUGGGUUGUGGAACUACUUUUUCUCUGCAAUACUUUUUAUGAACUAAGCUGUUUGGAAGCUGGGAUCCUCCAAGAGUUAUUGCUUUCUACUGGAUUCUCCUUUUAGCAUAGAGUUAUUUUGGAUGAAGAGGCAUUAAGGACACCAGUGGUACUAGCUUAUGCUUUGUCCUUUUAAGAAGUUACGUAGUAAAAAACCCGAGAGUGUGUGUUAUAGCAGGUGGCAGCUUCUAUUCAAGUGUGUGUGACAGUGACCAUGGUUAUGGCAGUGAUUGUCUUUGUGCAGCUCUUUGCUGUUGCUUCACCAACCACACGUCUUUGCUUUGAGACAGGGCAGGAGGAGUGGGGGAGCCAAUUGUCACACCAAGAACCUUUGCUGUCAGGUUGCUUCUUCCAGGGCAGCACAGAGAUAGCCAAGGCAGCUCAGUAGCUUCACACAUCAGCGUUGAGCUCUCCUGGAGUUAACUUGCAGCUGGUCUGGGUACAUCUACAGUGUAGAAGAACCCAAAGUUAUGGCCAGGGCCUGGCUGUUCAGGGACCUACAUGCCAUGAAUUGGAGCAUCUCGGAUCCAGUGCCUGCAGGGAGGCAUCUGCAGAAACAAGGUCAUGAGCCACAAAACCUGAAGGCAAUUUUUGGAAUCCUUCCAGAUGAAGGCUGAGAUGUUUGGCAGGGCAGUGAUGGGAAGUUAUGAUUUAUGCUGGACCUUUUUCAUGGAGGGAACCUCAGUCUGUCAUCUCCCAUUUGGUCUGCAGGUUUUGUGGCUGUAAUGGUCUCGGGGCUGGUUUUCUGCAGGGCCUGGGUUCAACGUAGGGACUCUCAGUGCUAACACAGACCAGCAGAAUUAAUUGUGAUGCAAAGCAAAGGGAUUUUAACUCCCAGCCACCUCAGGCCAAUGUAAAUUAGCACUCAAGUCCAAGCCACAGAGAGCUCAGAAAUAGGUCCAGGUCUCCCAAAGGUGUGGAGUUACUUGGUUUGGACAUGUCUUUAAUUGACUUUCAUCAGUGAUGAAGACCAUCACUACACGAUAGCCUCUUGGUGAACCUUUCACACUGGUUUUAAAGAGGAGAUGUCACAGUGAGAAGUAUUUUUUUAUGAAUUAACUGAUCUUAAUUAAAUCCUUAACUCGCUUGCUUUUUAUGAAUUUUUAUGAUUUUUCACUUGCUGCUGAAGAUCUUUCUCUUGUACUAACCUGCUGGCUCUGGCAUUGAUAACAUAUAUUUUGUGGUGAUCUUGCCAGCAUCUCCAUGGCAAUAGAGGUUUAGGAAGAAGCUGAACCAGGUACCAGCACAGAAUGACAAAAAAUGUUGGAUUUGCUCAGCCCCAGCUCACAUCUCAAAGUUUAUCUUUCAGAAACCUGAUUUCUUUUAUCCUUGGUUCAUUGACCCUGAGAGUUCCCCUCCACCAGAGCUUGGUGACAUGGCUGGCAGAGGGUGAGUUAUUUUUUUCCUGGAGUUUAGGGAGAUCAUAAAUAAGCGGGUAAAAACUUUUUAUAAAGAAAACUAAAGCAAUUUUCACUCCAGUGGGUGAAGGGGCUGCUGGCAGCAUCUGCUGUCCAGUAACUCAGAUCAGCAACCAGGAACAUCUGCUGCUGCCCUCAGGGCUUGCUGUGCUCAGCUGGAUUUGGGUAUGGAAAAAGAGACUACACCUCCAGGAAAGACCUCUUGGCUGCUUGUUUUCCACAAAUGUGGAACAAGAUGUUACCGAGGGCAAGGGGAGCAACGGAGACUUCACAGAAAAUUUCUCAUUGUUCCCAACACUGGAUGUGGGAUUUCUCUGUUGUUUCUCUGCCUGCUUGUGCUCUGCUGAGCCCGUGAUCAGUCAUGCCUGUCACCACCCCCCAAGGGAGAUAAACCCUUCCCACAAAGGACACACACAACCGCAGGAACCAUCAGUUUGCUUUCCUAAACAGUAGCUACAGUGAAACAAGGUACCUCGUGAAUCUAUUUCAUAUGACAGUAUUCUGGAAAUACUGCCAGAGCUGCCAGGUCAGUGAGGUUGUACAAUCAUUUGGGUUGGAAAAGACCUUUAAGAUUAAGUCCAACUGUGGAGCCAUGGCUGCGUGUUCCUGCAAGGGGUGGCUGUGCCACAGGAGUCCCUUGGUCCUUGCACUAACCCCCCCUUUCAAUUAUCACUCUUCCUAGCUUGUUUUUAAGUACUUUGAGUCCCAGGCAGUCGUUGUUUGGGUGUUCAUGGAAUAGCAUCCCGCAGGGAUUGCUGAGCGGAAGGGCAGGGACAUACUGGAGCCGGCAGCCAGGUGCUUCCUUAUCCCUUGGCUUCCUCCUUCUACAUGAGAAACCUUCUUCCUGUCUGAGAGGGGAACCAGCCCUGCUCAACCCUGCCAAAUGGUCCGGGCCAAAAAUGGGGGAGAGUUCAGUCAUCCUGGGUGAAUUUUUAUAAUCUUUUAACUUCCUGCAGUAAUUGCAGCGUUUUCCAUCUCAGACACCAUAUUGUGGUGAACAUACUUUUGUUUUUAAUGGGCCCCUCUGUGGAGACUUAAGUUCAAAGUGUCUGCGUUACUGUUGAACAAACUUUAAAGACCCUUCAACUGGAUUGAAAUUCCUAAGAAAUGGCUUUGUUGUUCUCCAGGCCCUCUCCCUGUGGGUGGCUUGGGCAGGGGAAUAAAUCAGGCUUCUCCAUGGGCUCUGCUGUGGGUUUGCCCUGGAUGCCCUGAGGGGGGGGUGGGAGGUGGGGUGGCUGCAGAGCUCUUCCCCACAGCCACAACUUCCCAACCAUGGCAAGAUGGUGGUGGUGGCAGAGUCCUGGUCUGGCUACAGGAAACCAGAGGGCAGGCAUUCUCUCAGUCUGGAAAGGUACCUGUGCCUUCAGCUGAGGCUGCAGUGUUCUUGGGCUUUCAUAAAAAAUAAACAUUAAAAAAAGGAAGGAAACUGCCCAGUGUCCUUACGCAAUGCUCGGGUUGCUCGGGGCUGUGCUUGUGGGACACCAGCUUUUCCAGGCCCUGGCUGCACAACUCGGGUUAUGAUGACAUCCAAGGGGAAGGGGAGGUGGGCCACUGAGAAAGGGCUGGAACAAAAGAUUCCUCCUGGAGCUUGGGAAAGGGCAGCCUAGGGGUGAGAUGGCUCCAGUUCCCCCCCAGGGUUGGUGCUGAGGUCUGCCAGGCGGCGCCGUGACCUCGGCAGAGCCCCAGGAACUGAAUCCCAGCCUUGUGGGAGGUCGCCGACCUGGCUGGAGCUGGGAGCACUUGGCUGCCAACCAGGAAGCGUGGCAGUCGGCUCCUGCCAAUGGGAAUGUGCUCCCAGGGACCUUCCCUGUGCCAGGGUCUCCUGUGAGACCUCGGCAUUGAGGGAUGCUCAAGGGGUUCCUGAUUUCUGGUGGCUUCGUGAGGAAUUGCAGAUGAGCAGCCUGAGGCUGGUUGUGCCUGUACUUGAUGAGUUUCUUCCCAGUUUCCAGGGUUCAAACUGGAAUUCACAGCUGGGGCGGGGGCUGUGUGAGGGUAGGAUGGUGCUGGGAGUCAAAGCAAGUGCCCUUCAGCUGCAUGGAGGAAAUGUGGUUUGGAUUAGGUCACCCCUAACAAACUGAUGUCCAGAGGAUUAUUUCUUUGCUCUUAGCCCCUGUUCCUUGCCUGAGAAGGGGUGCUGCCUCCUCCAGUCGUUGAAGUGUUAAUGAGGAAAAAAAAAAGAUAUAGUAUUUUUUUAAACGUUGAAUUAAUUUUUAAGUGGCCUAAAAAGAGACUAUACCUACACCUGAUGGGGGACAUUCAUCUUGGCCCAGGGGCUCUGCAGGCGCUUGGAUCUUCUCCUCCAGCCCAGCCAGUGGGAUGUGGAGCUGCAGGGUCUGGCUGUGCCUCCUGUGCCAGGAUGAACUUCCCAGGUAGGGAAAAGAUCCUGAUUUGUUCAGAGGGUGAGGUCUGUGUCCCACCUAAAUCCUUGCAGAAGAGGAAUUGUAAGUGGUACUCAGGCUUGCGCCAGCCCAUGGAACAAAAGGAGGGUGAAAUGCACUUCUGGUGAAUGAUCUGACUUUUCAGAGAUACUUUUCUUCUAAAGUUUGUAUUUUUGUUGGGUUUUGAUUGUUUUUUUUUUUCUUAAACAUGGGGGGGGGGAAGAAUCUUAACAUACAGAAGAAAAUCUAGACCUGAUUUACAGUUUUGUUAUAUUUGGUUGCUUUAAAAAUAUUUUACUAAUUUAAAUGUUGCUGUAGAUGACAUUCUAUUUAUUUUAAGGGGUAAAUAUCUUUUAGUCUUAAUACUUCCACAGUCAGCACUGUCUAUUUACACUGUUUGUGUUUCUGCCAACACAGCUAUUCCACCUCUGAUCCAGUGCUGGUCAGCCAGUAGUAACUUCAACAAAUUGCCUUGUAAAACAAGAUGUCUCCUGCAAUGUAUUUUUUUUAAUUAUUCUAGUAUUUCUUGAUUCUUUUAUGUCUGUGGUUAACAAAUUUGUUAAAUGUUUCAGUUGUUACGUGUUUUGGGUUGUUUUGUGUUUUUUUUAACAAAGAACGCUGAAUCACAA
This is a messenger RNA of Apus apus (common swift), 7734 nucleotides long. It is a transcript of the gene SLC7A5, whose product is annotated as solute carrier family 7 member 5. The transcript is spliced from 10 exons. NCBI's taxonomy places the organism in Eukaryota, Metazoa, Chordata, Aves, Apodiformes, Apodidae. The coding region runs from base 87 to 1676 and encodes 529 amino acids. The record is from RefSeq and is a predicted model, not a curated record. Gene Ontology annotation, cellular component: membrane. Gene Ontology annotation, molecular function: L-amino acid transmembrane transporter activity; neutral L-amino acid transmembrane transporter activity. Gene Ontology annotation, biological process: neutral amino acid transport; amino acid transmembrane transport.